UAUUAUUUUUUCUGGUAAGGAAAAAGAAUAAAGUAGGGGGAGAAGGGCUCGCAUGCACUUAUAAAGUAGGGUCAACAUGCAAUUAGGCCUCGCCAAAUGCCUAUCGAUAAAACGGGAAACAUCUGGAGAGACACAUUGAGGAUUGGAGGAAGUGGAGAGCGAACAUAAGGCCGGAAAUCCUAAAGCACAGAGGACGAGGGUAGUUUUGGCCUUUCGUUCAUUCCAAUUUUCCAAUUCCAUCGCCCCCUUCCCACCUCCAACCCACUCCCCCCUGUUCAUUCUCUCGCUGCGUCUCUAUAAUGGCUUUAUCAUCCCCUAUAGCGGCGAAACUUCAACAUGUGUGCUCUUCGAGGUUUAGGGAGGAAUGUUCUCCGAGGACGCGUUUGAAUCUCCUUCCCCUGCCUUCAGCCAUUUCCAGAACCGCGACUAAUUUCGAUGGUAAACGUCAUCCCACUUGUAGUACAAAGAGGUGGCCACAUGAAGGUAGAAAUGUGAGAUCUGAAUUCUGCAAAAAAGGCAAUAGGACAUGGAGAGAAUAUUCUUCCAUUCUUGAUGAGCAAGUCUCCAUCGAACCUUUACCCAAACAGCGCAGAUGCAUUUCUUGUUUUCAAAGUCGCCAUAGGUGUCGAACUAAUAAUAGAAAGUUUUCACCAAGGUUCUUACAUGAUGAAUCAGCACUACCAUUGUUGAAGCAUUCACUUGACAAGAGCUUUGUGAAACCAUCUCAUGUUCCAUUUGCAACCAUAGGUCCAGAUGAGCCACAUGUAGCAAGUACAACUUGGUCAGAUGCUGCACUGGAGAAACAAAAUCAGAAUUUCCUGGACCCUGAAAUAGAAAAAGCAGAGUUAGAAGGUUUCUUAAGUUCUGAACUGCCAACUCACCCAAAAUUGUACCGAGGACAACUGAAGAAUGGACUGCGGUUUCUUAUUCUUCCAAAUAAAGUUCCAGCAAACAGGUUUGAGGCGCACAUAGAAGUUCACGUGGGUUCUAUUGAUGAGGAAGAUGAUGAGCAAGGAAUUGCACACAUGAUUGAACAUGUUGCAUUUCUUGGAAGUAAGAAGCGUGAAAAACUUCUUGGAACUGGAGCACGAUCUAAUGCUUACACAGAUUUCCAUCAUACUGUGUUUCACAUCCAUUCUCCAACUACUACAAAGGACUCUGAUGCAGAUCUACUUCCCUUAGUACUGGAUGCCUUGAACGAGAUAGCUUUCUACCCCAAAUUCCUUGCUUCUCGGGUUGAGAAAGAGAGAAGAGCAAUCCUAUCAGAGCUGCAGAUGAUGAACACAAUAGAGUACCGUGUUGAUUGUCAGUUGCUACAACAUUUGCACUCAGAAAACAAGCUAAGCCAAAGAUUCCCGAUCGGGUUAGAAGAUCAGAUUAAGAAGUGGGAUUCAGAUAAAAUUAGGAAAUUUCAUGAGCGUUGGUACUUCCCGGCAAAUGCCACUUUAUACAUAGUUGGGGACAUCAAUGACAUUCCCAAGACAGUGAAUCAAAUCGAAGCUGUGUUUGGAUGUACAGGUGUUGAAAAUGAGACACUUCCAGCACCUAGCCCUAGUACAUUUGGUGUGAUGGCAAGUUUCCUUGUUCCAAAGCUUCCCAUUGGGUUGGCUGGGGGUUUGGCUAAUGAAAAGUCUUCUCUGUCUAUGGAUCAAAUGAAAACUAUUAAAAAGCAAAGGCAUGCGAUUCGUCCUUCUGUAAAGCAUAAAUGGUCUAUACCAGGAAGUGGUGAGGAUGCUAUGCCCCCACAGAUUUUUCAGCACGAGUUGCUUCAGAAUUUCUCUAUUAAUAUGUUCUGCAAGGUUCCUGUAAAGAAGGUCCGAACGUAUGGUGACUUGCGGAAUGUUCUUAUGAAGCGGAUAUUCCUCUCUGCUCUGCAUUUUCGGAUCAACACAAGAUACAAGAGCUCAAAUCCUCCUUUCACAUCAGUUGAAUUGGAUCACAGUGAUUCUGGAAGAGAAGGGUGCACUGUCACUACUCUUACAGUAACUGCAGAACCCAGGAAUUGGCAGAGUGCAAUUAAAGUCGCGGUCCAGGAGGUACGAAGGCUUAAAGAGUUUGGAGUCACAAAAGGUGAAUUAGCCCGCUACAUGGAUGCCCUGUUAAAAGAUAGUGAACAGUUAGCUGCAAUGAUUGAUAAUGUGCCAUCUGUGGAUAAUUUGGAUUUCAUUAUGGAGAGUGAGGCGCUAGGCCAUACAGUUAUGGACCAAAGACAGGGACAUGGAAGUUUGGUUGCUGUUGCGGAAACAGUUACUCUUGAAGAAGUAAAUUCUACUGGUGCAGAGGUGCUAGAAUUCAUAUCUAACUUUGGAAAACCUAAUGCACCCCCUCCAGCAGCCAUCGUCGCAUGUGUUCCUAAAAAAGUGCAUGUUGAUGAAGUCGGUGAAACUGAGUUUAGAAUAUCUCCAUGUGAAAUUACUGCUUCCAUAAAAGCAGGUUUGGAGGAGCCUAUAGAUGCUGAACCAGAGCUAGAGGUUCCAAAAGAAUUAUUAUCGCCAUCACAGCUACAGGAAUUAAGGCUGCAACGGAGACCAUCUUUUAUUCCUUUAACUCAAGAAGAAAAUAUCCUGAAAGUGCAUGACAAUGAUACAGGCAUCACACAGCGUCGCCUUUCGAAUGGGAUACCUGUAAACUACAAGAUCACAAAAAAUGAAGCACGCGGUGGGGUCAUGCGGCUGAUAGUUGGUGGUGGACGAGCAGCUGAAAGUUCUGAGUCAAGGGGAGCUGUUAUAGUUGGCGUUCGAACUCUCAGUGAGGGGGGCCGUGUAGGAAACUUUUCAAGGGAGCAGGUAGAACUUUUCUGUGUGAAUCACCUGAUUAACUGCUCUUUGGAGUCUACGGAGGAGUUUAUUUGUAUGGAAUUUCGUUUUACUUUAAGAGAUGGUGGGAUGCCUGCUGCAUUUCAACUACUUCAUAUGGUACUUGAGCAUAGUGUCUGGCUGGAAGAUGCAUUUGAUAGAGCAAGACAACUCUAUUUAUCAUAUUAUCGGUCCAUUCCGAAAAGUUUAGAACGGUCAACUGCUCACAAGCUCAUGUUAGCAAUGUUGAAUGGGGAUGAGCGGUUUGUUGAGCCCACACCACAUACAUUACAAAACUUGACGUUGCAGUCCGUUAAAGAUGCAGUAAUGAAUCAGUUUGUUGGUGAUAACAUGGAGGUCAGCAUUGUAGGAGAUUUCACUGAGGAUGACAUUGAGUCUUGUAUUCUCGAUUAUCUUGGCACAGUUAGAUCAACUAGGAGCACUGAGGGAAGACAUGGAUUCAACCCUAUAAGUUUCCAGCCAUCUCCAUCUGCUCUACAGAUUCAGCAAGUAUUCUUGAAAGACACUGAUGAAAGAGCUUGUGCAUAUAUUGCAGGCCCAGCACCAAACCGCUGGGGCUUUACUGUUGAAGGGCAAGAUCUUCUUGGGUCUAGUAAUAGCCCAUUUCUUGAUGGGGAACAAUCUAAUUUUGAGGAAGAGAGCAAACUUCGAGGUCAUCCACUAUUCUUUGGCAUUACACUAGGGCUCUUGGCUGAGAUCAUAAAUUCUAGGCUUUUUACUACAGUUAGGGAUUCUCUUGGAUUGACAUACGAUGUAUCCUUUGAAUUGAAUCUUUUUGAUCGGCUGAAUCUUGGGUGGUAUGUGAUCUCAGUAACGUCAACUCCUGGCAAGGUUCAUAAAGCUGUAGAAGCAUGCAAGAAUGUACUUAGAGGUUUGCACAGCAACAAGAUUGCUGAAAGAGAGUUGGAUAGGGCAAAACGGACUCUGCUGAUGAGACAUGAAGCUGAAACCAAGUCAAAUGCUUACUGGCUUGGAUUGCUAGCUCACUUGCAGUCCGCUUCUGUUCCUAGGAAGGAUAUAUCAUGCAUUAAAGACCUUCCUCUGCUAUAUGAAGCUGCCACUAUUGAAGACAUAUACUGUGCAUAUAAGCAUUUGAAGGUAGAUGAGGAUUCCUUAUUUUCAUGCAUUGGAAUUGCUGGGGCUGAGGCUGGUGAAGAGAUAUCCACAUCCUUAGAGGAGGAAUUGGACACAGGCCAUGGGGGAGUUGUAGCAAUUGGGCGUGGUUUGUCAACAAUGACACGGCCUACAACGUGGACCUCAAGUUGACUAUCCUGGAGUGAAGAUAUCUUGAGCUUUUGGAGGUACGCUUCUAAUGGGCAUUCUAGUUUUUCAGCGCACUUUCUUUCUUUAGGGUGCAAUUAGAACGAUAUUGUUGAAGAGAAUACAGUCAGUUAACUUUGUUUCACUUUCAACCUUUAAAAUCAGUGUAUUGGAUCUGGGGCUAUAGUAUCUGUACACAUGUCUUGGGCGGUUGGACAGCCUGUACAUGAAAGUUUCAGCCAAACUGGAUCAUAAUUCUAUUUUUUGGAGCCUUCAAAUAUAAAAGUAGACAUACAAAUAUUCCACGGUUGUGGAAAUAUCUGUUCACACU
Macadamia integrifolia is the source of this 4407-nucleotide messenger RNA. RefSeq names its product stromal processing peptidase, chloroplastic. The record is from RefSeq and is a predicted model, not a curated record. Gene Ontology annotation, molecular function: metal ion binding. Lineage: Eukaryota; Viridiplantae; Streptophyta; Magnoliopsida; Proteales; Proteaceae. Bases 300 to 4082 code for a protein of 1260 amino acids. The transcript is spliced from 24 exons.